AAAAAAGCUUUUCUUUCCCCACUUUCAUUUUAGUCCUUUCUUCCCAUUAGCUUAUGCCUUCUUGUUCUUCAUCUCUUUCUUCGUUUUCAUCUUAUUUUCUUCCAAGGAUCUACUGCCCCCUUCCCCAAAAUCCCGUGAAAACUAGCCUCCUCAUCUCAGUUGGAGUUGGAUUGGAAAGUUCGAUUGAGACGGAAACUAGUACAAUUUUGUCGAGGAAAAAUCCUUAGAUUCGAUAGACUUAGAAGCUGAAUUGAUUCAAAUUGAAUUAUGCGGCUUCCUUGUUGUACAGUGUGUCAAAAUCGAUACAACGAGGAUGAGCGGUGCCCUUUGUUACUGCAAUGCGGCCAUGGCUUCUGCAAGGACUGCCUCUCUAAAAUGUUCUCUGCGUCCCUGGAAACCACCCUUUCUUGCCCCAGAUGCCGCCACAUCUCCACCAUCGGCAACUCUGUCACUGCCUUGAAGAAGAACUAUGCGAUCCUUGCGUUGAUCAACGACUCUUCGGCCUCUGUGACGGCCGCCAGCAACUAUUUCAGCGAGGAGGAGGAGGAGGAUGAGGAUGAUGAUGACAUGGAUGAACGGGGUGGGAAACUCUUCUCUUUUGGCACCAGUAAUACUAAUCAUAGUAGCUAUAAUCACGAUGAUGAGGUGGAUGACGAAGUAGCGGCAGCAAGAAGGCGGCGAAGGGGGGCCCACGCUGCCACCAGCUGCGGAAGUGGGCGGAUUGAGGUGGGGAUGCAUCAAGGGCUGAAGUUACUGAGGAGGAUUGAGGGGAAUGGGAAUAGGAUUAAUGGGGUUAGUACUAGUAGGAGGAGUGCGGUGGUGGAAACGUGGGCGGCGGUGAUGGUUGGGAGCAAUGGUAAAUGCCGGCAUAAAGUGGCAGUGAAAAAGCUGGCAGUGGGGGAGGAGAUGGAUAUAGUUUGGGUUCAGGGGAAACUGGAUGGGCUGAGAAAAACCUCAAUGUGGUGCCGGAAUGUGUGUGCGUUUCACGGUGCAACCAGGAUGGAAGAUGGGAGUUUGGGUUUAGUAAUGGAUAGGUGUAAAGGGUCGGUGCAGACUGAGAUGCAGAGGAACGAAGGCCGCCUCACUCUUGAACAAAUCCUUAGGUACGGGGCAGACAUUGCUCGUGGUGUGGCUGAGCUGCAUGCAGCUGGCAUUGUUUGUAUGAAUAUCAAAUCAUCCAAUCUUCUUCUGGACUCAAAUGGUCAUGCUGUUGUUUCUGAUUAUGGGCUUCCAGCAAUUCUUAAAAUGCCUGCAUGUAGGAAAGCUCGAUCAGAGGGUGAGUCUGCAAGGGUGCAUUCAUGCAUGGAUUGCACAAUGCUUAGCCCAAAUUAUACUGCUCCUGAGGCAUGGGAGCCUGUGAAGAAAUCACUUAAUCCCUUUUGGGAUGAUGCAAUUGGCAUUUCUCCAGAAUCAGAUGCCUGGAGCUUUGGUUGUACAUUGGUGGAAAUGUGCACUGGUUCUAUCCCGUGGGCUGGGUUAAGUGCAGAGGAAAUAUAUAGAGCAGUUGUGAAGGCACGGAAGCAACCUCCUCAAUAUGCAAGUGUUGUAGGUGUUGGCAUUCCAAGGGAAUUAUGGAAGAUGAUCGGUGAAUGCUUACAGUUUCGGCCAUCUAGAAGACCAACUUUUAGUGCAAUGUUAGCAACAUUUCUUCAUCAUUUGCAAGAGAUACCUCGCAGUCCUCCUGCAAGCCCUGAAAACUUAUUGUCAACUCAGAUCUGUAUGGUCAAUUUGAUAUGUAGUGACUUGGCAAAAUAUCCAAUGGCAAAUGGAAUGAAAUCGUCUAAUUUAAUUGACUUGGAUCUUCACCAAGAUAACACUAACCUUCUUCACCGGCUUGUCUCUGAAGGCGAUCUAAAUGGUGUCCGAGAGUUGCUUGCCAGGUCUGCAUCAGGACAGAAUGGUAGUUUGUUAUGUUCUUUACUAGAAGCACAGAAUUCUGAUGGUCAGACUGCUCUUCACCUGGCUUGUAGACGGGGUAGUGUGGAACUUGUUGAGGCAAUUUUGGAGUACAAAGAGGCUAAUGUAGAUGUUCUAGACAAAGAUGGUGAUCCUCCGCUGGUGUUUGCAUUAGCUGCUGGAUCACCUGAAUGUGUCCAUGCUCUCAUCCAGAAGAAUGCUAAUGUCAAAUCUGUACUGAGGGAAGGCCUUGGACCAUCAGUUGCCCAUGUUUGUGCCUAUCAUGGCCAACCACAGUGUAUGCGAGAGUUAUUAUUGGCUGGGGCUAAUCCAAAUGCAGUAGAUGAUGAGGGUGAAUCUGUACUUCAUAGAGCUGUUGCCAAGAAAUAUACGGAGUGUGCUAUUGUGAUAUUGGAAAAUGGAGGAUGUAAAUCAAUGAGUUUUCAGAACUCAAAAGAUUUGACACCACUGCAUUUAUGCAUAAUGACGUGGAAUGUAGCAAUUGUCAAAAGAUGGGUGGAGCUUGCAUCCAGGGAAGAGAUUGCUGAUGCCAUUGAUAUUCCAAGCCGUGUUGGGACUGCUUUAUGCAUGGCUGCUGCCCUGAAAAAAGAACAUGAAGCUGCAGCAGGGAGAGAACUUGUACGGAUACUGCUAGCUGCUGGAGCAGAUCCAACAGCUGAAGACAACCAACAUGGAAGAACAGCUCUGCAUACUGCAGCUAUGAUUAAUGAUGUUCAGUUGGUCAAGGUAAUUCUUGAUGAUGGAGUUGAUGUAAACAUCAGGAACAUGCACAAUACGAUACCUCUCCAUGUUGCAUUGGCUAGAGGUGCAAAAUCAUGUGUUGGAUUGCUUUUAUCUGCUGGGGCAAAUUGUAAUCUGCAGGAUGAUGAUGGUGACAAUGCCUUCCAUAUAGCAGCUGAUGUAGCAAAGAUGAUACGUGAAAAUCUUGAGUGGAUCAUUGUAAUGCUUAGGUAUCCUGACGCUGCUGUCGAAGCCAGGAAUCAUAGUGGUAAGACAUUAUGCGACUACUUGGAGGCUCUUCCGAGAGAAUGGAUUUCUGAGGAUUUGAUGGAGGCACUGAUGGAGAAAGGAGUACAUUUGUCUCCCACAAUUUAUCAAGUUGGAGAUUGGGUAAAAUUCAAGAGAAGCGUUACAGCUCCUACAUAUGGGUGGCAAGGAGCUAAACAUAAAAGUGUUGGUUUUGUGCAAAAUGUCCCAGAUAAGGACAAUCUCAUUGUGUCAUUUUGUUCUGGGGAAGCACGAGUACUAGCAAAUGAAGUUGUUAAAGUGAUUCCUCUGGAUAGGGGACAGCACGUACAACUAAAGCAAGAGGUCAAAGAACCAAGGUUUGGUUGGCGGGGACAUUCACGUGAUACUAUAGGUACUGUUCUUUGUGUAGAUGAUGAUGGGAUCCUCCGCGUUGGUUUUCCAGGAGCUUCCAGAGGAUGGAAAGCUGACCCUGCAGAAAUGGAGAGAGUUGAAGAAUUUAAGGUUGGAGAUUGGGUUCGUAUCCGCCCAUCGCUUACCACUGCUAAACAUGGAUUAGGAUCUGUAACUCCUGGAAGCGUAGGUGUAGUAUACUGUAUCAGACCGGAUAACAGUCUCUUAUUGGAACUAAGCUAUCUACCUACUCCAUGGCAUUGUGAACCGGAGGAAGUUGAACCGGUUGAACCAUUUAGAAUUGGUGAUCGGGUUUGUGUGAAGCGGUCUGUAGCUGAGCCAAGAUAUGCUUGGGGUGGAGAAACUCAUCAUAGCGUUGGAAAGAUAUCCGACGUAGAAAGUGAUGGCCUUUUAAUAAUAGAAAUCCCCAACAGACCUAUCCCAUGGCAGGCUGAUCCUUCAGACAUGGAAAAGGUUGAAGAUUUUAAGGUCGGAGAUUGGGUUAGAGUAAAAGCUUCAGUGUCCUCCCCUAAAUAUGGAUGGGAGGAUAUAAACAGGACCAGCAUUGGUGUAAUUCAUAGUUUGGAAGAGGAUGGUGAUGUAGGAAUUGCUUUUUGCUUCAGGAGCAAACCUUUUUGCUGUUCAGUGACAGAUGUGGAGAAGGUUCUCCCUUUCGAAGUUGGACAAGAUAUCCAUGUGAUGCCAUCAGUUACUCAGCCUCGGCUUGGGUGGUCAAAUGAGACGCCAGCCACAGUUGGAAAAAUUGCAAGAAUUGACAUGGAUGGCACUUUAAAUGUUAAAGUCACUGGGAGACAUCAUUUGUGGAAAGUUUCUCCUGGAGAUGCUGAACGGCUUUCAGGUUUUGAGGUAGGUGAUUGGGUACGGUCAAAGCCAACAUUGGGUGUAAGACCAAGCUAUGACUGGAACAGUAUUGGGAAAGAUAGCUUAGCAGUUGUGCAUAGUGUACAGGAGACGGGAUAUUUGGAACUAGCUUGCUGUUUCCGGAAAGGAAAGUGGAUCACUCAUUAUUCAGAUGUUGAAAAGGUACAAGGAUUUAAAGUUGGACAGCAUGUCAGAUUCCGAGUUGGAUUAGUUGAACCAAGAUGGGGAUGGAGAGGGGCUCAGAUAGAUUCUCGGGGUGUUAUAACUUGUGUUAAUGCAGAUGGAGAAGUAAGGGUGGUAUUCUUUGGUUUGCAGGGAUUAUGGAGAGGGGAUCCAGCAGAUCUUGAAAUAGAGCAAAUGUUUGAUGUUGGAGAGUGGGUCAAAUUGAGAGAACAAGCUAGUUCCUGGAAGUCUAUUGUGCCAGGCAGCAUUGGAGUGGUUCAAGGGAUUGGAUGUGAAGGAAAUGAAUGGGAUGGAAAUGUUUUUGUUGGAUUUUGUGGAGAACAGGACCAGUGGGUAGGUCAUAUUACAGAUCUGGAAAGAGUUAGCAAGCUUCUUGUUGGGCAGCGCAUCAGGGUUAAGAACACAGUGAAGCAGCCAAGGUUUGGGUGGUCUGGACACAACCAUUCUAGUGUUGGUACCAUAACAUCUAUCGAUGCAGAUGGCAAGUUGAGAAUUUACGCACCUGCUGGUUCCAAAUCUUGGGCAUUGGAUCCUUCAGAAGUUGAUCAUGUGGAGGAAGACGAAUUGUGCAUAGGGAACUGGGUUAGAGUUAAAGCAACAGUAUCUAGCCCAACACAUCAUUGGGGAGAAGUUUGCCAUUCAAGCAUUGGGGUGGUGCACCGAAUAGAAGAUGAAGAUCUGUGGGUGGCAUUCUGCUUCAUGGAAAGGCUGUGGCUUUGCAAGGUGUGGGAAAUGGAAAAGGUGAAACCAUUUAAAGUGGGUGACAAGGUGAGGAUCAAAGAAGGGCUGGUGACUCCUCGAUGGGGAUGGGGGAUGGAAACGCAUGCAAGUAGAGGUGAGGUAGUUGGGGUGGAUGCAAAUGGAAAAUUGAGGAUUAAGUUUAAGUGGAGAGAAGGAAGGCCAUGGAUUGGAGACCCUGCAGAUAUUAUCCUAGAUGACAAUUCAUCUGAUAGUGGUACAACUAGCUCAUGAUGCCAAAUAUAUCUGUAAUAUCUCAAAAGUUGUAGCCUGAUGCAAUUAGCUCUUAUGUAUCUCAAGCUGCUGAGAGAGAAAGUAUGAAGAUGUUAAAAUUUACCAGAUUUUAAUACCUGCAGGGAAUGUGACAGGCAGAGCAUACCUUAAUGUUUAUAGGUGAGAAGUGGGAGGGUCAGAUGAGCUAGAAGCAGAUAAAGGAAGGCCCAAAUCCAUGAACCAUGGGCCAUUUUGUAAUUUACUGUAUCUAUCCAAGGUGGUUGUAAGUAUGCGUAUCAGAUACGGGUAUCCUUGUUAGUUUGUACAAAUUAUACCAUUUUAUUAUUUAUUUAAUUUACUUGUGCAUAUCGGUGAAUCCUUA
Molecule: messenger RNA, 5674 nt
Organism: Coffea arabica (coffee)
Lineage: Eukaryota; Viridiplantae; Streptophyta; Magnoliopsida; Gentianales; Rubiaceae
Product: E3 ubiquitin-protein ligase KEG-like
Biological process (GO): protein phosphorylation; late endosome to vacuole transport; protein ubiquitination
Cellular component (GO): trans-Golgi network; early endosome
Molecular function (GO): protein kinase activity; ubiquitin-protein transferase activity; protein binding
Source: RefSeq, a predicted model, not a curated record